AAUUGAUGUGCUUACGUCUGAGGCAGAUCGUUUGCUCUCGUGGCGAACCACAGAAGGACCAUUGUCGAUAACCAGUUUCGAUCUCAGUGAUCCAUGGAAUUUAGCGCCUUCAAAAUUUAUUCAAGUGAAACGAGACAAGAAUUUCAGCAAAAGGAGAAAGUGCCACGACUUCUCGACUUGGCCUUCAGUACAAUCACUCGAGCGAGAUGACGAGCGAGUUUAGUCUUGCUUCGGCCUUCGUUCUUUGCACAUCUCUUACCGCGCCAGCACCGAAAACGCGCCCAAAUAUAAGUAAGGGUGGAUACGAAAUAAGAAAGGAAACAUAGUGUUGGGUAAUUACGACAGAGCACAAAAUAACGACAGAAAAUGCUAUUAACAGUAGCAUUUUGGCUGUUAGUCAUUUUUAUUGGAUUUUGGAUUCUACUUGGUCCCGUUAUGGGCCUUCUACGUAUUCUAUGGGAGAUUAUUAUGCAAUUAUAUAACAAGAAGACGGUUGAUCUGCAAACAAAGUUCGGCGAAUGGGCGAUUGUCACCGGCUCGACUGACGGUAUCGGUAAAGCUUAUGCUAAAGAAUUAGCAGCAAGAAACAUGAAUCUCAUAUUAAUUAGCAGAAACUUAGAGAAGCUUGAACGCACAAAAUCUGAGAUGCUAUUAAUAAAUCCAAAAAUCGAGGUGAAGAUUAUUGCGGCGGAUUUUGCCGAAGGACAAAAUGCUUUUUCCAAAAUUCAUUCUUGUUUACAAGACGUGUCCGUCGGCAUAUUAGUGAACAACGUAGGUAAGAUGUACGAGUAUCCGAUGUACGUUGGAGAAAUACCCGAGAAGGAACUGUGGGACAUUAUCAACAUAAAUGUGGCCGCCACAACAUUAAUGACGCGAUUGGUUAUCGGGCAGAUGCAAAAGCGCAAACAAGGUGCGAUUGUCAACAUCUCCUCCGGGUCUGAGUUCCAACCAUUGCCAUUGAUGACGGUGUAUGCCGCUACGAAGGCAUACGUGAAGAGUUUUUCCGACGGUCUUAGAGAAGAAUACUCCAGAUUCGGCGUAACCGUACAACACUUGUCGCCAUUUUUUGUCAAUACCAAAAUGAACGCGUUUAGUUCUAGACUUCAGGUUUCAAGUCUAUUUGUACCUGAUGCCACAACUUAUGCGAAAAACGCCAUUGUCACUCUGGGUAAAAUGGACUGCAGUACUGGCUACUGGGCUCACAGUAUUCAAAAGUUCAUCACUCUAAUGCCACCUGUAUGGAUAAGAACAAAAAUAGGACAAAUUAUGAACGAGAAUCUUAGACAAGAUUAUUUCAAGCAAAAGAAAGAAAAGAUAUUGGAAUGAUAUUUCAAUAUCUUUUCUUUCUAGUCAGUUUCUGUAUCACUACGAUACAGAAACUAAGCAACAAAUAAUAAAUUUUUAAAUAAAAUAGAACAAAGUGAGAAAGAGUAAGAGAGAAAAAAAAAUUCUUUGUGUGCAUGUACGAAAAAGAGAAAUAUAUGUAUAUACUUGUUUA
This is a messenger RNA of Solenopsis invicta (red fire ant), 1498 nucleotides long. Its product is annotated as inactive hydroxysteroid dehydrogenase-like protein 1. Gene Ontology annotation, molecular function: oxidoreductase activity. The transcript has 6 exons. Gene Ontology annotation, cellular component: endoplasmic reticulum. The record is from RefSeq and is a predicted model, not a curated record. The coding region runs from base 367 to 1326 and encodes 319 amino acids. Lineage: Eukaryota; Metazoa; Arthropoda; Insecta; Hymenoptera; Formicidae.